GAUUUUUUUGCAAAAUAUGGUCUUUCGAUGUCUAAGGUUCGAGGCCAAGGUUAUUAUGGGGCUUCCAAUAUGAGUGGUGCAAUUAAUGGCUUAAAACAAAAUUUUUUGGAGGAAAAUAAGCAAGCACAUUAUGUUCAUUGUUUUGCUCAUCGCCUUCAAUUAGUGAUUGUGUCCUCUUUGAAGAGCAAUGGAAUAGUUGGUAGUUUUUUUAUCAUCUCAUCAUGAUUGUAAAUGUGGUUGGUGCAUCAUGUAAGAGAAAAGAUGAUCUUUUACAAAAGCAUUAUGAGGAUCUUGUAGCGCGUAUAGAACGUGGUGAGGUUAGCACGGGGAAGGGGAAAAAUCAAGAAAAAAGUCUAGCACGACCGGGUGAUACUCAUUGGGGUUCCCUUUAUAAAACAAUCAUUAGAGUUGUUGAUAUGUGGGAUGCGGUCAUUGAGGUGCUUGAAGCUAUAUUUGAUGAUGUUGUUGAUCUCAAAAGUAAGUCCACUUCUUCUAGUUUGAUUGAAAAAAUGGCAUCCUAUGAUUUUGUGUUCAUUGCGCAUUUCAUGUUGCAAUUAUUGGGAAAAACUAAUGUGCUAUCAAAG
Molecule: messenger RNA, 584 nt
Organism: Cuscuta europaea
Lineage: Eukaryota; Viridiplantae; Streptophyta; Magnoliopsida; Solanales; Convolvulaceae
Source: the annotation of a GenBank genome assembly